AUGGUUCGCCGACAUGUCGCUGCGUCUGCUACAAGUCAACAAGCAGCGAGAACAACUGCACGAUCAUUUCUUGUUCGAUUUAUUGAAGAUCGUCGGAAAAGAGUGCAGCAAGAGGAUAUUCGUCUUGAACCAUACAUAUCCAAGGGUGUUUAUACAGAAUCCGGUGCCAUUCGACCAAUGCCUAAAAGAUAUCCACUUGGUAUCGUAAAAGUGAUGUUGAUCACCAUUCCAUUUCUAUAUAUCGGUUCAUGCGUAAGCAAAUACGCAGCAUUGGGUUUGGAAAAGAUGGAUUUAUUUGUAUACAGUGACGAUGACGAUGAUGACGAUGACGAUUAA
Molecule: messenger RNA, 336 nt
Organism: Adineta ricciae
Lineage: Eukaryota; Metazoa; Rotifera; Eurotatoria; Adinetida; Adinetidae
Source: the annotation of a GenBank genome assembly